UGGAUUAUCCAUCCGAGACGGCUUACGCACCACCAAACAAGUCGGAGGAGCUUCCUUCUUCUUCCACUAGGAAAUGGCUCUGCCUCCAAGUCCUCUGUGAGUAACGAGAGCUGAUUUUGGGGCAUUUCACAAUGUCUUUAGCUCCACCCACCUCCCUUUAUCCCUAUUCUUCCCACUCUCAUCCCCUCCCCAAAUCCCAUUUAUCUUCCUUUACUCAACGUUCCCAUCCCAACUUCUUUUCCUUAUGCUUUCCCUUUCAUCUUAGUUUCUCCACCUCCUUUUCAACCCUUCACUCCCUUAAAUACUCAGCUUUCAAAACCGACACUGGACUCGGAGAUUCCCAUGAUGCUGACCAACCUCAUAGUUUGAAAUUUGCACCUGGAGCUUCUGCCCACAAGACUCGACUCUUCACCGUUGGGGAUAAAGUUAUCACUACCAGGCCUAAUUUUCAUUUCUCCUACCACAUUUCUGGAAUAUGUCAGUUCCCAUUUCAUGCUAGUUCAAUUGUUCCCCACAUAAAAGAUUCCAUGCCACGUUUCUGCUGUCAAGCCUCGCUUCGGGCUUCUACUUCUUUUUCUGAAAAUCGUGUGGCUGAAGAGAGGAGUUCUAUUUCAAUAUCUUCCAUUGAGAUGAUUCCAAAGGUUGACAAGAGCGGCAAAUUUUGUAGUCCGAGAGCUGCUAGAGAGCUUGCUUUGUCAAUUGUUUAUGCAGCUUGUUUAGAAGGCUCUGAUCCUGUUCGGCUUUUUGAGAAAAGGUUAAAUGCCCGACGAGAAUCAGGAUAUGAAUUUGACAAGACAUCAUUGAUGGAAUAUAAUCAUAUGAGCUUUGGAGGUCCGCCGGUUACCGUUGAAACAAUUGAAGAGGCAGAUGAGCUCUUACGUAAGGAUGAAAGGGAUUCUACAAUUGAGGCAGAAAUCCUCGCAGCCCCACCAAAGAUUGUCUACAGCAAACUGAUCUUACGGUUUACACGAAAACUUUUGGUUGCAGUUGGGGACGGAUGGGACAGUCGUGCGCUUAAAAUUGAAAAAGUCAUUCCUCCAACUUGGAAGAACAAGCCAGCAGGACGGAUUCUAGAGCUUUGUAUUCUCCACCUGGCCAUGUCUGAAAUAACGGUUAUUGGAACAAGGCAUCAGAUUGUCAUUAAUGAGGCCGUUGAUCUUGCAAAACGAUUCUGUGAUGGAGCAGCACCUCGUAUUAUUAAUGGGUGCCUUAGGACCUUUGUAAAGGACAUCAAAGAGAUUGAUUCAAUGCCUGCUCGAGAGAAGUAAGAAGUCCGUGCAUGACCCUGAACUUUUGGGGUGCCUCAGAACCUUUGUAAGGAUAUCGAAGAAUUUGACUCAACUCAUGCUGUGGUGCAAAAUCACUUUCAAACAUGCUCGGAACUUGUUACAGUCAACAGCAGCCAAAGUGAAGUGAUUUGAAGAAUCCCUUGUGCUUGCCGCAAUCCUCAGUUAGAAUUUCUCUCCCGUUCUCCAUGUUGCGGUGGAUUUCUGUUAUAUUUGAUUAUCCAUAGAGUUGAGUAAUGGAGGUGCAUGAGUGUGAGAGAAUGAGUAGUCAGAUUUACCCAGUACUGGGCGACAUGUUAUUAUAUGCACAAUAUUAUCAGUGUAUGAAGUUUUGAUAAAGGUGUGAUGUCUCGUUUGUACCAACCUCUGUUUAUCAUGUUUUCAUUAUGUGUAUUUUACUUUGCAUUUA
This is a messenger RNA of Cucumis sativus (cucumber), 1695 nucleotides long. RefSeq lists its product as uncharacterized. Gene Ontology annotation, biological process: regulation of DNA-templated transcription; DNA-templated transcription termination. The transcript is spliced from 9 exons. Gene Ontology annotation, molecular function: RNA binding. Gene Ontology annotation, cellular component: chloroplast. NCBI's taxonomy places the organism in Eukaryota, Viridiplantae, Streptophyta, Magnoliopsida, Cucurbitales, Cucurbitaceae. The record is from RefSeq and is a predicted model, not a curated record. Bases 132 to 1268 code for a protein of 378 amino acids.